Lampris incognitus (smalleye Pacific opah) is the source of this 3225-nucleotide messenger RNA. RefSeq names its product growth hormone receptor-like. The coding region runs from base 651 to 2417 and encodes 588 amino acids. Gene Ontology annotation, molecular function: growth factor binding; peptide hormone binding; growth hormone receptor activity. The transcript is spliced from 9 exons. The record is from RefSeq and is a predicted model, not a curated record. Gene Ontology annotation, biological process: growth hormone receptor signaling pathway; positive regulation of peptidyl-tyrosine phosphorylation; cytokine-mediated signaling pathway. Lineage: Eukaryota; Metazoa; Chordata; Actinopteri; Lampriformes; Lampridae. Gene Ontology annotation, cellular component: external side of plasma membrane; cytosol; growth hormone receptor complex.
CGCCAGGACGCCCCCUUCUGGAACGAGUGACAGACUGCUCUUCUUGCAGUCGUCGUGCAGCGACGUUUCGUGCACGUCAGGGGAAGGCACCGUGCACAAGUGUGCAGGCUGGGUCCACAGUAAACCCAGAAUACAGCACCAGGACAAACCUCACCCUCCCCGGACGGCCGCGGGGAUUCGACGGAACCCGCCCCCAGACGGUCUGCGGGGUCCUCGUCCACAACGUGACGCGCCGCCUGUGGAAAGUACAAGAAAGUCCUACCAGCGGUCGGCCGAGAGAUGUCACCCUGCCCUCGGCGUUGUUACCCCGGAGCAGAGCAGCAGCGGCACGGCUCAGCCUUAAACCCGCACACGGUCUCGGAGGCAGCCAGAGGCAGUCGGCCAGUCCGCCCGGUUCAGACACCCUGCGGGUUUUUCUACACGGUGCGUCGUCGCGAGGGAUUCCGGACCCGCCGGUUCGCCGCGUGUAAGACCGAGUCCCGGGUCGCCUCUCGGGACACGUGGCCGCUGGAAUCCUGCGGAUUACCGCUGCUUGUCCAAUCAGCGUUACCGAGAGUAAACAGGUCAGGCAAGAGAAAGGCGCCCCCCCCCCCCAACCUCCACCUCCUCCACCUCCGCCUCCUCCAACUUACUACAGAGAAACGAACGCCAUGGCUGCCACCCUCAUCCUGCUUCUCAGCCUACUGCCCGUCAUGACUGUUUCUGUGGAGGACACGGCCUCGGAUCAAGCAGUGCUUCCCGAGCAGCGCCCCCGUCUCUCGGGCUGUGUCUCUGUCAACAUGGAGACUUUCCACUGCAGAUGGAAUGUCGGAACUUUCCAGAACCUCUCGCAGCCUGGACGCCUGAGACUGCUGUACACCACCGAAAUCAUCAAUGAGUGGAGUGAGUGUCCCCACUACAGCUCUGACAGAGAAAAUGAAUGCUUCUUCAGUGAGAACUACACAACCAUCUGGAAGUACUAUAAAGUACAGCUUCGCUCGGAGGAUCAAACGGUGCUUUAUGACGAGGAUCGCUUCACCGUUGAAAACAUUGUGCGACCAGAUCCACCAGUCAGGCUAAACUGGGCACUUCUGAAUAUGAGUUUGACUGGGACUCACUUUGACGUACUGAUGAACUGGGAGCCACCACAAACUGCAGAUGUGCAUAUGGGUUGGAUGAGACUGCAGUAUGAGGUCCAAUACCGGGCGGUUGGCUCGGACCGGUGGAAAGAGGUCGGCCUCGAUAAGGACACGCAGCGUUCACUCUACGGGCUUCAGACUAAUGUGGACCAUGAGGUCAGAGUAAGGUGCAGGAUGCUUGGGUUCAUACAGUUUGGAGAAUUCAGUGAUUCUCUGUUCAUCCAUGUGCCAUCAAAAGCGUCUAGAUUCCCUGUUGGUGUCGUCCUCAUCUUUGCUGCCUUGUGUUUGGUGGGUGUCCUGAUGCUGAUCAUUGUCUCCAAGCAGCAGAAGCUGAUGGUCAUUCUUUUACCUCCUGUUCCUGGACCUAAAAUUGGAGGGAUUAACCCAGAACUACUCAAGAAAGGCAAGCUGGCUGAAAUGACGUCCAUCCUGUGUGACCACCAUAACUUGAGGCCCGAUCUGUACAACAACGACCCUUGGGUGGAGUUCAUCGAACUGGAUAUCGAGGAGCCCAGCGAUAGGUUGACGGACAUGGAUACCGACUGUCUUAUGGACCGUCCGUCCCCCAGUUGUUUGCCCCUGUCCAUUGGCUUCGGAGAUGACGAUUCGGGCCGUGCUAGCUGCUGUGACCCGGAACUCUCCUGUGACCCCGAGGCGUCUCCGUUCCACUCGCUUCUCUCAAACCGCAGCCCCAACACAACCGCGUCUGUUGGUGCGGAGGCCUCAGAGCCUAUUUCCCCCAUCCAAACCCCUGCUCCUGGUGAAGGCCCCAGGGCAGUUCCUGGCAGAGAGGACCUGUACGCCCAAGUUACUGAGGUGAGACCAUCUGGAGACGUGCUGUUAACGCCUGAGGAGCAGAAGGAGCCAGAGAAGACCGCAAGUGGAGUUACAGAGGUAGGAGUGAAGGAUGGGGAGGAGAAACAAAAUGGGAUGAAAGAGCAUCAGCCGCUGGUAAUGAACACAAAUGAUGGCGGGUACACCUCCAAGGUAUAUGUUGGUGAAAUUAGACCUGAACUGUCCUCAGAGGAAACUAGUGAACCUUGUGAGGGAGAAAACUCACUUUCUGUGCACUCUCAGGUUGUGCAGGACUACCAGAGGCCAUAUCUCAAAUCAGAUCUGACCCCCAUGCCCUCGCUUUCCCCUGCCACCGUCUACACCAUGGUGGAAGGGGUCGACAGGAAGAACAGUCUCCUGCUAACACCAAACCCAGCACCCGCCCUCCAGCUUACCACGCCAAAGGCCAUGCCCACCCCAGACGGGUACCUGACCCCUGACUUUUUGGGAGACAUCACACCAUAGAUGAACGGUGCACUGUUGAUAGCUGAGGGUAAUCCUUCAAAGGUAGUAUAGGGCGGGGAAAAGUCUGAGGGUGACAAAGUGUCAAGGAACAGUGACCAGGAGAAUUCGGGCAUGUCUUAGGGAGCUCAGAUGCCUUUUGCUACACAACAUCAUGAGGUUGACUUCAGCUGAGACGUUGCUAACCAACACAAAAAAAUUACAAGUUCACAAAGAAAUUGCCAACGGAAAGCAUGUUGACAGUCGGUAUUACUGCCACUUAAGAUCGACAUACCUUCAGUUGUCACCUUCUUCAGGUUCGGAAAGUAGCAGGGCUUGCUGUUUAGCAAACAGUCUGACAAUGCACUUGAAGAAAAGAAUCAAAGAAAUAAUGAGAAAUUAUAGUAUUAGGGCUUCCGGGUAGCGUAGCGGUAUAUUCCAUUGCCUACCACCACGCGGACCGUCAGUUCGAAUCCCCGUGUUAACCUCCGGCUUGGUCGGGCAUCCCUACAGACACAGUUGGCCGUAUCUGCGGGUUGGAAGCCGGAUGUGGGUAUGUGUCCUUGUUGCUGCACUAGUGCCUCCUCUGGUCAGUCGGGGGGCCUGUCUGGGGUGGGAAGGGGAACUGGGGAGAAUAGCGUGAUCCUCCCACGCAUUGUGUCCCCCUGGCGAAACUCCUCACUGUCAGGUGAAAAGAAGCGGCUGGUGACUGCACAUGUAUGGGAGGAGGCAUGUGGUAGUCUGCAGCCUUCCCCGGCUUGGCAGAGGGGGUGGAGCAGAGACCGGGACGGCUCGGAAGAGUGGGGUAAUUGGACAGGUACAAUUGGGGAGA